UACGACUAAAAUAGUUCUCGAACGACGUCGUAGAUCGUCAACCAACACGAGGUAUCUUGUAGUCGCAAACAGAAGUGAUGAAUUGGUGAAGGAAAUCAACUGUCAAUGGAAUCACCGGAAUUACCAGAAUGUCCGGUGUGUCUAUCAACCUACGACGGCGAGUACACUAUCCCAAGAGUACUCGCAUGUGGGCAUACAACCUGCGAGUCAUGCCUUAAAAAUAUCCCACAGAAAUACCCUCUAACCAUUCGCUGUCCUGCAUGUACACAACUUGUCAAGUACCCAUCACAGCAAGGCCCUUCUUCACUUCCUAAAAACAUUGAUCUCCUUAGGCUGGUUCAGCAGCUACAAGAUCAUAAUCCCCAGAAACCCAACAACAAAUCCCAAAUUGACAAACCAGUCCUUGCUCAAGACUUUGACUUCUUUGUGCCUCCUUCAUGGUCUGAUGAGUUUUAUACUUCAUGGAAGAACUGGGUUCUUGACAGAGAUGAUGUUUUUGUUGAGGAUAAAGAGAGAGGAUAUGGGUUGUUAAAGGAGGGGAAUAAAAAGGUGAAGGUGAGGCUUUUUAAGGUUGGCAAUGAUGGGGGUUUGUUGAGUGGUAAAGUUAAAGGAUGUGUUUUUAAGUUGAGUUAUGUUGCCAAGGUUAUGAAUUUGUUGAAUGGGAUGAAGGAGGAGAAGAGAGAUGAAUUGGGUUUUAUUUUGAGGAUUUGUGCUAAACAGGGAAGAAUCUGUAAGGGUUGUGGUUUGUGGUGUGAUUUGGAAGAUGGGGUUUUGUAUUUUGUGUGUGAGAGACUUAAUGGGAAUGUUUUGGAUAUGUUGGGUGAUUUUGAGAAUGGUUUGAGCAAAGAUGGUUUGUCUAGUUUUGCAAUGAUUGGAAUGGAAAUGUAUGAAGCAGUGAUUGGAUUGCAUUUGGAAGGGCUAAUUGUGGGAAGUUUAGGUGUUUCUUGCUUUGAAUUGGAUGGUUUUGGACAUGUGAGUCUAAGUUUGAGUGAGGUUUUGGUGAUGGGAAGGGCAGUUCAUGAUGGGGUUAUGGAACUUGGUUCUGGUGGGAGAAGUUUAAGUGUUAAAAAAUUGGGGAGAUUGGUCGGUGAGAUUUUGAAAAAGGAGGUUUUUGUGAGCCCAGAGGUUUUGUUUGGGAUAUUGAAGAGAGAGGGUAUGGAGGUAGAAUGUGGUAGCAAUAGAUAUCCAAUUGGCCUUGGCUCUGAUGUUUGGACAUUAGCUUGUACUGUCCUUAGAAUGCUUAUCGGGAAAGAAUUCUUUGAGGAGCUAGGUGAUCAUGUAGAUUCUAUCAUUUCAAAAAGAAGUGAAGACAAUAAUUUGGACUGUUCGGGUCUUUACACUGGUUUGAUGGAGAAAGUCAGCUCUUUGUUGGAAAGUAAAACCGGUGAAGAAUUGAAACCAUUGCACCAGAUGCUAUGCAGGUCUUUGAGUUUUGAUCCAGGGAAUCGUCCACAUGCUAUUGAUAUGUGGAAGUGUAUUAGGGACUUAUUUAUUAGACAUCAGCAUGAUACUUCUGUUCCCAGAUUGGGUGAGGCUAUCCAUGAGGAGAAUAAGGAGCAUGUGCGAGUUCUUGGAGAACUAUGUUGGGUGCCCCUAAAAAAAUCAACUCUUAAAAAAUCCGAGUUAGCAGAAAAAAACAGUGGAGAAAAUCAAGAUCAAAGCGAGGACGUGAGAAAUGAUAAAGAUAUCGCUGAGGCUCUCGUGGAGGGGAAGGUCAAGUUCAAAGAAAUGCAGGGCCAUCUUGAUUGUGUUACAGGAUUUGCCAUUGGAGGAGGAUUUCUGUUUAGCUCCUCAUUUGAUAAAACAGUCCAGGUCUGGUCCUUGCAGGACUUCUCUCAUAUGCACACAUUUAAGGGCCAUGAGCAUAAAGUCAUGGCUGUAAUUUAUGUUGAUGAAGAACUACCAUUAUGCAUUAGUGGGGAUGGUGGAGGUGGCAUAUUUCUCUGGAGCAUCAGUGUUCCUAUGGGGAAAGAACCAUUGAAGACAUGGUAUGAGCAAAAAGAUUGGCGUUAUAGUGGAAUUCAUGCCUUGACCACUGCAGGGAAUGGGUAUCUCUAUACUGGUAGUGGAGAUAGGUCAGUUAAGGCUUGGUCAUUGCAGGAUGGCACCCUGUCAUGCAUUAUGGAUGGUCAUAAAUCAGUAGUUUCCACGCUAGCAGCAUGUGAUGGGAUUCUUUAUAGUGGGAGUUGGGAUGGAACCAUCCGUCUGUGGAGUCUAACUGAUCAUAGUCCUUUGACAGUGUUGGGAAAUGACUUGCCAGGAACUGCAACCUCUGUCUUGUCUGUCACUGCAAACCAGAAUAUUCUUGUUGCAGCCCAUGAAAAUGGACAGAUAAAGGCAUGGAGGGAUGACGUGUUUAAGAAAUCGACACAAUGCCACAGUGGUGCGAUUUUGGCUUGUGUCAUGGAGGGAAAAUGGCUAUUCACCGGAGGUUGGGACAAAAUUGUCAACGUACAGGAGUUGUCUGGAGAUGAAUUUCAGGUGGAUACUAGACCCAUUGGAUCAAUCCCAGGAGGUUCUGUGGUAACAGCUUUAUUAUGCUGGCAAGGAAAGCUUUUCGUUGGUCAUGGAGAUAGGACUAUCAAGGUAUACUACCAUGGAAAGUGACCAAAAGCUCACCAGGAGGAGCUACUAUCAAACAUAAAUAAGGAAUAAAGAAAUCUGGUGAACAGAAAUUGCACGGGGGCACAUGGAGAUUAUUCACGAGUACCUGUAAGAUCCAACGAGGUACUGAAAUGAGACAAGUGCAAUGAAAGAAUGUGUUCCUAGAUGAAGCUCAGAGCAUAAAUUGUGUUAAGGUUGUACAACAAGAAGUCUCUUGUACUCUUGUUGAAGACAAUAAUAAAGAUCUUUCCAAUACAUGCAAGAAUGAAAAGAAGAGCUAUUGCAUAUGCUCCUAAUUGAGGGGUUACGACUGCCUGUGAUGAAAGGCAAAGAAACAUUGGUUUGAGUUCUGAGCAUCUUGAGUGAGGUGGUAGUGAUCUCUUAGGGUGCAAGUGCCACAAUGAAAAGCGUAAAAGCUCCAAACAUAGAAAUUGAGAGGGAGGAUUGCGAGGAGUAUAUUGUAACUCUCUUUUUAUAUGUGAUCAGUGGUAGUGAUCUCUCUCAUAGUGCAUAUGGUGGUAAAAAGUCUCGGAGCCACUUCAAGGCAUCAUAAAAGGAGGGUGCAACCGCUCCACAACAACGGGUGAGGUGUGAGGGUCAUGGUGUGAGCCUAAAAAAGAUCUAUCCAAAGUCAAUGUUAAGGCUAGAGUAUUGUGUCAAAGACAAGUGUAAAAUGCUCUUUAGAAAUGGUGUGACAAGCUAUUUGGUUGAGUGAUCCUUUGUUAGAAAAGGUGUGACAAGCCAUCUGGUUGAGUGAUCCUUCGGUGUGAGUGAUCUUUUGGUGUGAGAAGAGGUGUGUUUGGUGGACUUUGGUGAUAGAAAUAUCCAUGAAGACAAAUGAAUAUAACAUAUGUAUAUAUAGCCAACAAUAAAAUCUUGGCUAUUUGUAAAGAGUAUUAGACAACAAAUGGUAGCGAGCACCAGCUCCUUUUUUGGUUCUCAUUAUGUUAGUGUUGUAGGUAUAUGGAGAAUUUUGUCUCCACAACCUAACAAUGUCCAACUUGGAGACAAAUGGGAUUGUUAGGCAGUGAAGAUAAAAGUCUCGACAUACCUACUACCAUACUAGGGUAGUGGCCAUUAACUUAGUGAGAAAUCGAGUCGGAACCUCAAUUGUUAGCCAUUUUAUGGCUAUAAAUUGAGCCAAAUAUGACCAGAAGAAGAAGAAGAACGAGAGGAGAUAAAGAGAGAGAGGUGCUGCCUACGGCAGCAAUGAGCGUGAGAAAAGUGAGUUGAGUUGAGUUAAUGUUCCUCCUUCUCCUUCUCCGUUGAUGUAAAUUUGUACCUCUUUUCUAAGUCUUCAACGGGCAAUUAUGAGAAUACUCGCGGUUCUAAUACUAUUAUAUCCUUGUUUGGCCGAUCAUAUAUGUUAUUUACAUCACUGAUUUUGUUUUACAAAAUAUAUGCCUUGGACAAUGCUGCAGAUCAAGGUUGUUAAAAACGCAUUUUUAACACGGCACGAAAAAUACAAAAUAAACUCGGAUCGUAAAAACGGAUUGUAAAAUCGUAAGGAAAAUUUUUUAAAUGAAGAGCAGUGCAUAAAAUAUCGAGAGUUUUCUUUAAAUGAAGAAACAUAUUCUUUCAAGAAAACAUAUAUCAUCAAGAUAAUGAAAAGCAAUUAGCUAAGAGCAACUAUGCAAUAAUGAGUCAAACCAGUGAAUCCCUAUAUUUAUUGGUUAAUUAUGAUAAGAUCUCCCAUAUUUAUUCAUGUCUUCUUGAUCUUGAUCAAUUAUUUAUUGAAAGUGCUUUGAAACAACCUGGAGCAUGGAAAAUGCUUUGAAAUCUGCAGGCUGGGGUGGGUGUGACAGGGUGUUUUAUGUUGGUGUUGCAGAAAAAAAAACAGGCAAUACUGAAACAACAUAUUUAUAUAUAAAUCAUCUUCUAUGUAUUCACAUCCAACCAACCUCUGCAAAUUAUAAUUGUACCAUUGAUGAGGACGAUCAUGAGAUUGGAGAAUUAUUUCAGUGUAAUCUAAAAUUCAAUUAACUUUUGACAA
Populus trichocarpa (black cottonwood) is the source of this 4597-nucleotide messenger RNA. RefSeq lists its product as uncharacterized. Gene Ontology annotation, biological process: protein phosphorylation. Lineage: Eukaryota; Viridiplantae; Streptophyta; Magnoliopsida; Malpighiales; Salicaceae. The record is from RefSeq and is a predicted model, not a curated record. Bases 106 to 2607 code for a protein of 833 amino acids. The transcript has 8 exons. Gene Ontology annotation, molecular function: protein kinase activity; ATP binding; protein binding.